This is a messenger RNA of Mirounga angustirostris (Northern elephant seal), 7462 nucleotides long. RefSeq names its product transmembrane 6 superfamily member 1 (gene TM6SF1). The coding region runs from base 50 to 1018 and encodes 322 amino acids. NCBI's taxonomy places the organism in Eukaryota, Metazoa, Chordata, Mammalia, Carnivora, Phocidae. Gene Ontology annotation, cellular component: lysosomal membrane. The transcript has 10 exons. The record is from RefSeq and is a predicted model, not a curated record.
CGGGGCGCCGCGCGGGAUGCGCUGAAGGGCGAGCGGCGCGGCGGCGGCGAUGAGUGCCUCUGCGGCCACCGGGGUCUUCGUGCUGUCCCUCUCGGCCAUCCCGGUCACUUACGUCUUCAACCACCUGGCGGCCCAGCACGAUUCCUGGACAAUUGUAGGGGUUGCUGGCCUCAUCUUGCUCCUGGUAGCCCUGCUGGCUCGUGUCCUGGUCAAAAGAAAACCACCCCGGGACCCACUGUUCUAUGUGUAUGCAGUUUUCGGAUUUACCAGCGUGGUGAACCUCAUCAUAGGCUUGGAACAGGAUGGAAUCAUUGACGGGUUCAUGACGUACUACUUGAGAGAGGGUGAACCGUAUCUGAACACUGCGUAUGGGCACAUGAUCUGCUACUGGGACGGCUCUGCUCAUUAUCUGAUGUAUCUGGUGAUGGUGGCGGCCAUAGCGUGGGAGGAGAGUUAUAGAACUAUUGGCCUCUAUUGGGUUGGAUCUAUUAUCAUGAGUAUUGUUGUUUUUGUGCCAGGAAACAUUGUGGGGAAGUAUGGAACCCGCAUUUGCCCUGCUUUCUUCUUAAGCAUACCAUAUACUUGUCUUCCUGUCUGGGCUGGUUUCAGAAUCUAUAAUCAGCCAUCAGAAAAUUAUAAUUAUCCCUCAAAGGUCAUUCAAGAAGUCCAAGCCAGGGACCUGCUGAGAAGACCAUUUGAUUUAUUGUUGGUCGUGUGUCUCCUCCUGGCAACUGGAUUUUGUCUGUUUAGAGGCUUGAUUGCUUUGGAUUGCCCGGCUGAGCUCUGUCGAUUUUAUACACAAUUUCAAGAGCCCUACCUAAAGGAUCCUGCUGCUUAUCCUAAAAUCCAGAUGCUGGCCUAUCUCUUCUACUCUGUCCCUUACUUUGUGAUUGCGCUUUAUGGCUUAGUGGUUCCUGGAUGCUCCUGGAUGCCUGACAUAACACUGAUGCAUGCCGGAGGUCUAGCUCAGAUCAUGUGGGAUAUUUUCAAGAGCCAGGCCUGGCACCAACCUGACUGACUGCACGGGAAGCAGAUGAAUGUGGUCUUCCUGUGUGCCCCAGAAGAAACAGUGUGACGAAUACAGCAUUACCCCUGCAGUUUUGUUUUGUUUUUUUAAAGCCUUACUUAAAGAUAAGAAAGCAGAGGCUCUGGGCAGCUUAUUACUUGCCUGGGGUCAUAGUUACUAAAUGGCAGAAUAGGGAUCUGGAAUCCUGCCUGACCCCAAUGCCCACAUUCUUCUCCACUGGUAUCCCUCUUCUCAUGCAGACGUUAGGGGCGGUGGGGUCCUACGGCACAAAGCCAGACCUUUUAUGGGCCUGGAGGAGCCAGCCUCUGGGUGGUGGGAGGCAGGGACACAGCGUGCACUGUGUUUGGCCAGGGAAGCGUUUAGGUGUUGCAGUGGGCAGCAGGUCAGAGGGUGGAGUAAACCUUGGCUUUUAUUUUCCUGGCCUUAUUCUCCCGUGCUCCCCAGGAGAGAGGGCCUCCCACCAGCCUCACUCUCACCAGUCCCUUCCUUCGAGGAUUAGCUUGCUCAGAGUUUGACGUGGUUGCCGUCCCUCUCCAGGCCCUGUACCUGGGUCUGCCCCGUAGUGGGCCCCGGUGCAGGAACAUGGACCGUCAUCAUCGAGGGAGCUGACAAGAGUGAGCCACUGUUGGACCCAGCCAGGCGGACAGUGGGCAGUCAGGAGGCUUGGGAAGGUCACACCUUGGGGGCCAGGGGGCGCUUAAAGCGAUAGCACUAAGACUAAUCCCGACUGUACCUGCUGGUGAGGGCCAGGCCUGCAGACAGGCCCUGUGGCUCCGGCCAGGCGGUUCGGGGAAGGGCGGCGGGGCCGAUAGAGCCCUCAGCAGCAGUAGCAGGGGCUUCAGCCAGACCCCGGGCCUUGCCGGAAUCCUUGGGCUUAUCCACCACUGCCCAGUUUGACAAGGUAGCUGGAGGCUACAGACCAGAGCCUGCAAAUGUCAGAAGGAGGUUUCUCCCAACCCAGAACGGUGUCAUCUGAGAACUGGGUGUCUGACAGUCCCACAACUCUGGGCUGGGCUUUAGUAUCUAUCUACUCGGAGUGUUUAGCCAAAGGAAAAGUUACAAAUCACACUGGAACCAAAGUGCCCAUGAUGAGAAUGUUGAAUUCCAGGUAUGUGAUUGGUUUUCUACCUGGCCAAUACUGGCUUCUGAAACGAAUUCUCGCCUUGGGAGGGCAUCUGAAACUUUCAUCACAGAAAACACCCUCCCUAACCCAACUCGCAUCCCUCGCUGCUAAAACUGUCAUUUAGAAGGUUUAUGCACUCACGAUCCCACUAACUUUAUCAAAGUUUGCAUUUCUUGAAAGGCCUAGUGAACUCCCAAGACUCUGUGAUUUAGUAAGAAAAAAAAAUGUUUGAAAAAAUUCUAGAUCAGUACAAGUCCAUGGAAAACAUGUUAAGUUCUUAUGGGUCCCUGAUUUCAGAUUCUGUAGGAAUCUGCCAAAUCUGCUGUCUUCAGAAAUCAAAAAGUAAAAUAAAAUCAAAUAAGCAGGACACAUUUUACACCAAAGAGCCAGUGGGGACUUAUUCAUAACUCAAUUGUCUUUUCUUAUAAAAUUCCUAUUGUAGGAUUGAAGUUGCAAGUCUAGUUUGAAAAGUAUUGCAGGCUGCUUAGAUCCACUUAUUAGUACCUUCUAGCAACUGAAGAAUUUUUCUCUGCUAAAAUAUCACUGAACAUUAGAAGAAAACAAUCUAGUCAAUAUGGUUAAGAGCACGAGCGCUAGAGAGACUGUGUCAUUAUCUCAGCCGGUCCCUGAGGAGCUCGUGACCUUCACCACCUUGGAUUCCUCUGCUGUGAAAGUUAGGAUAAUACAGGAGCUUUCUCCUAAAGCUGCUGGGAGGGGAUUAAAUGAGGGCAUAUAUGUAAAAGGCUUACAACAGUGCCUGGCACAGAAUGCGCUGUGGGUCUUUGUUGCUGUUCUUCUUGUUGGUUUAAGAUUCCCAACAGGAGUCUAGAGAGGAAGUGCCUUGUGUUGCUCAGGAGAUUCAUUCAUCUGUAGCCAUGUGUAACAGAUAUUAUUACCUAAAGAUCAGAGAGACUGGGAGAGAGCUUUGGGAUAGACUCGCAGUGGGUUUGUCAGGGAGCCUGCCGCCCAUCCAGUGCCACCCACAGCCCUGGAAGCAGGAACAGUCUCCCCUGGGUCGGGAAACACCCCUUCCCACUGGCUGCUCAGACUCUCCCACUCCCUGGCUACAGCGGAUGCUGUGUACUUCCUCACAAAAGGGUCUGGAAGCUUAUCUGUGGAUAAUUUGGUUGUAGAGUUGACUCUCCUGGAGGCGAAUUUUAUGUUUUUUUUCCUUAUGGAAACCUUUAGGAAAUACCUGAAAGAUUUCGGAAGAACAUGGAUAAUUGGGAUACUAAUGCAAAUCCUCUUUUAAUAGUUUGCUUCAAGUGUAAUUCAUCAGAAAACAUCUUUAUUUAGUAUUAAAAUUAGACUUUGGGUUUAAUGUCUUCACAUGAUUAUCCUUUGGUGGAGACAGAUCGUCUUGAAAUUGUCAAAAGGUCAGCAAGGGUAUCUAGAAACAAAGAACCCACCUGAGUUCUCAACAAAGUAGAAUUUCAGACAUGAACAGGCGAUUCUCUUGGCCCUGCCCUAAGCACUCCACAAAGAUCAGCUCAUUGAACAGGCAUAGCAAUCCCUACGAGGUAGGCUCCAUAUUAUCCUACUUUUAUAGACGAGGAAGCCAAAAAAGGUUACGUACCUAACCCAAGGUCAUACUGCCGGUAGAGAUGGGCUCUGACACUGGAGGUCUGGUUCCAGAUGCAGUGUUCUUAACCCCUGGACUGUGCUGUUCAGAAAACCCUAAAAAAUGACACAGUUCUGGAUUAACUACUUAUAUUGUAUCAGCCAAAUAGCCUGGCUGCUGUCCCAAUAUUAGUUUUGGCCUAUGAUACUUAUGUGGACACAUGAUACUCUUUCAGCUCUUCUUUCUGGAACCGAGAUCAUGAUUUUUAGCCAUCCUUUCCAUGUUGUCUCUAAAUAUAAGAAAAGGGAGCUAUUAAAAUUUAACCGUUCUUGGCUUUUUUUUGGGGGGGGGGGCCGCAUUUUCCAUUCUAAUCAUCCAUUAAAAAAAAAAAUCAACGCAUAUCUUGUAACUUUACUUGAGGUGGAAGCUGAUUUAGAAGGGCAAGAAAGAGGAUUAGGGGCUCCCAACGUCAGAUCACUGAACUUGGCAGAAGUUUCUGGGCUCCACAAGUCGUACCUAUGAUCCUGGGUGACAGCUCAGCGGCACUGAGCCCGGAGCCCCCGGAUGCCAGCCCAGGGGCCAGGCUGAGCUCUCGGUCCUGCCAUCGGCAGGCCUCGUGUGCUGGGGGAGGGAACCGUUCUCAGCGAGAUGGGGUUUUUCUGAAGCCUGGGGAGGAAGCAGUGGUUGGGUGCUGACUCAGCGGGAGGUGUGGCCACCGUAAAGACACCUGUUAGAGUGCACCCACUGCCAGAAACCGCAGAACACUGGCCUCAGGCUUCUCUCACCUGCGGACACCUCUUUGCAUUAGAAACAUAAGUAGGUAAUUCUGGAGAAGGCAGGCCUGCCGAAAUAGGUAUAAAAAUAGAGAAAUGCUUUGUAGAACCUUUCUGUACUUUGACAGUCACAAGACCAUUGUUGUUUAAUGUUUAUUGAGCUCUAACAAUGCGAGAGGCGCCACACAAAACAUAAGACACAGUACCUGCCCGGUGGGCUUACAAUCUAAUCUAAGGACAUGAUCAUUUUGUAAUGUUGCCAUGAUUUUGCUGUUUUUUGAAAAUGAGGUAUUAACUGCACUGGGGAGUGCAGGAAAAGAGCCUACGGAAUCACUGACUUUUUAUGCAGGUUUCCUAUGCAAGUAGGCAUGAUUGCUCAUAUUAAUCUCUCAAAGUACGGUUGGCACUUGCCCAAACCUGGUGAUUUUUGUCAUGUGUACAAGUGUCUAUAAAGACAGAGACACCGAACACACAUUUCUGGAGAUGGAGGUUCAUAUCUGGCCUCUAGUCCAGAAGUUUGGUUAUACUAUUCAGAAAAACAGUGUUACUCAAAAGAAGCCCGAGGGAAAAAUGGCAACAGGGGCCAAGCUCCUGAUCAGUGCUCCUAGAACUACCCAAGAGCGGCUCCUCCGAGUAGCCCCUCCAGUACCCUUUACCCACAAGGCCGUUUGUCUUCAGCGCCCGGAGAUGGAAUGCUUACCACCUGCGGGGUGCCCUCUGGGCCUCUGCCUGGGGGACAUGUGCUUGAGGGCAGAGCCCUCACGGAGCCUCAGGGAUCACAGUGCAGAUAGAGGUGGACAGUUUCUGUGUUGGUCCUUGGUAACACGCCACACUAAUUUCUUAUCUCCAGAGAGUAGCAAAACUGUACUGUGAGGUCCCUAGAAUGUAUCAGUACUUUGUAAAAACGUAGCCUGUUAAAGUACCUGUCACUGAUACAGAGCCAUACGCAUGCUGCCAAUGAAAGCUUGUCCUUUUCUUCUCUUGGUAAAGUCAAGUGCUAAGGAACACUUUUAUCUGUUAACCACUUAGCAGAAUAAACUGAUUUCAUACAGAAGGAAGUGUAAGAACUUAUACGUAUUUAAAUAAGCAAAUUAUUUAGUUUUUCAUUCUUAUUCUGUGACUUCUUUAGGUUAUAGUAUCUUCUCUCUUCACUUUGAUCCUGAUGAACUAAUAAUUCAUCACUUGUUGUAUUUAGAUUUCCAAUCCUUUAUUCACAUAUAGCUUAGAUUUCCAGACUCCAGGGUUGCAUUUUGUAACAAUACGAGAAUCUUGAGGAAAUCCUCACACAGAAGCCUUUUCUAAUACAGUUUUCCCCUGUGCUUAUGAAAAAGUAUCAAAAAAGAUACAUUCUGAAUGUACGUUAUGAACAAGUAUAUAAGUACAAAUGGGAAGCUCUAGCCUCAGGUUAUGCUGACAAGCUGUACUUCUAAAUAAAUUAGAAUUUGAUUUGAAAAGGUUGCCUACAUGUACAUUUACCAUUUUAUAAAGAGCAACCACAGUCCUACCCCCACUCAAGCUGGUAACAACCUUACUUACAAAACAACCCUUAAGUAUUUUUAAAGUUGCAUAAAAAACAAAUACAUGAAGAACUAAACAGAAAAUAUAUAAUGAAGGGCUUUGAGCUUUUGUUGCAAGGAAUAGGUAAAAAAGACUGAUGAAUGAAGCUGAGGUCCUCAGUGCUUCUCUUUAAAUAGCUGUAUUAAAAAUAUUUUCACUUUCUAAACUCUGUACUUUCUUCAUUUUUAUUGGAACACAUUUAGUAAUAAGCCACAACGAGUGCCUGUAUAGAUCUCCAGAAUGCAAAUCAGAAGGGAAAAAAACCUGAGAUUUUAUUCAAUUUUUCUUUUAAAUUGAGCACUAAUGUUUGGUAAGGGGCACUGGAUGGAUGAUAAAGCCACACUAAGGAAGGUUUACGUUAUUUGAACAGUUAUGUUAAGACUGGCCCUGAAUUCAGUGAAAUCCUGAAGAUUAUGGAUUGUUUGAGGGCACAGGAAACAUGGUCUGAAUGAGUCAUCCAGAACACAUUGUGAAUCCAACUGAACACAGAACUCAUGCUUACCUCCCCCCUUUUUUUUAAAUGCAACAGGCUCAGUUUUCUCACAUCGGUGCUUCUCUUCAUGCUAGAACUGCUUAUGUCUACAGAGUCCCCGAAGAAGCGAAAACCCUUUUUCUAGCAUUAAACAUAGCAUAUGGAGUUCUUCCUCAGCUCUUGGCCUAUCGUUGUAUCUACAAACCAGAGUUUUUUAUAAAAACAAAGGCAGAUGAAAAAGUUGAAUAAAGAUAUUAUUUCAUGUUCUUCCUCUCUAGAUUACAGACUUUUGUUAUCCUGGUACUGAUAUUUUGUCCCAUUUCACUCCCUUCCCAUACAGGAAUACUUAAGAAUAUGUAAAUUCUUGCUCUGCACUCUAUGUGUGAGCUCUCAUAUGGUUUUGUGUGGGUAAAUUUUCUUUUUUUGAAGGAAAAGUGAAGUUGAGAAACAGUUUGUUUAAAGAAAUAUAUUCAAAAUUAUUUGUGAAUAAGCUUGACCUUCUAUUUCAAUAUUCUGUUUGCACAUAUUAAAUAUAACUGUAAACAAUUACAACUUAGCUCCUACAAUAGUGAGCAUGAAAAUGAACUAUUCAAAAGUGAAUAUGGCCUAUGCAUAUUAAAAAAUUCAAAACAGCAAAUACAUACUGGAGAGAUACUUUUGGCAUAUAAGAUACAUAUGUGUCAUUAUUAACCUCAAUAUAAAAAGCAAAUCAUCACAAUAUUUUAAAAUGUUACUUGAAAUAUGUUUUCCCAAGGAAAGUAUAUUAUUUACUGCUGUUUUAAAAAUUGCUUUUAAUAAAAUUUUUUUGUGAGUCUAAAUAGCUAAGGAGGGAUCGAUAACUUUAUCAUUACCCUUAAUGAAUACUUGUUUUAUUGGUGACUGGAAAUAUUUCUAUUGUAUUUCUGUGUAUAUUUUUAAUAAAUUUUUUUUGGCCUUUUAUGAAAACAAA